AUAGUACCAACAACAAACCGUGUCCGUGUCUCAGCCCCUACGCAAUUUGGGCUGCCGAUUGCAGACAAACUGAAGUCACUAUAAACUACUCUGCAAACCUCACAAAUACACGUUCACCGAUUUGCACAAUGGGUCCUCCCCAACCCGAGCUGAAGAAGUACCUGGACAAGAAGGUCUUUGUCCAGCUCAACGGCUCGCGCAAGGUCGUUGGUGUCGUGCGCGGCUACGACGUAUUCCUCAACAUUGUACUCGAGGAUGCCUUUGAGGAGAAGGACGGCGGAGAGAAGGUCAAGAUCGGCACUGUGGUUAUUCGCGGAAACUCGGUCGUCAUGCUGGAAGCAAUGGAGCGGAUAGGCGGCGACGACAGGCAUGGCGGUGGCGGUGGUGGCAGAUAGAAGAAGAUGCGGCCUAUUCAUUAUGCGGGAGGACUGAAACUUGAUCUACGUCAGGGUUCAACAAAGGGAAAAAAAGGAAGGAACCGGGAGGGGAUCGAGCGCAGAGCGACGCGCAUGUGAUCCACGGAGACCUUUUUGAACGAGGGAGCUGUUAUGGCCAGCUAUGUCGAUUAUGGUGUCUAUGAAUAGCUGGCCAGGUUUUAUCCCCAUCGGAACCUAGAGACGGUCGGGGUAUGGCACACCUACCUAGGUAGGACCCAAGGGGCCUCGUUUGGUCUGUCUGGCUGGACUCGCUCUGUGGCGUGGCGUGGCUUAUGCCGCCUCACUGAUGCUUCUCCAAUCGGGAAGCCAACGGUUCAGAGAAAAAGAAACGAUACCCAUGAGAUAACGUCAGAUCUACUUCCAACAUUUUUCAUCAAAGCCUUCUACACCUCUUCCCCCGAACCGUUUCACCCAGCCCUUGAUUCCUCCUUCCAACAGCAUCCCCUGAAUCUGUGUGUCACCCUUCUCGUCGACGUAGUCCUGGAACCAAUUUGCACAUUUCCAACCCCUGCCGCCGUCUGAGCAGGACCCUGAGUAGGCGAAUAUUCUUCGUGGUUAGGACGACGACUUGCUCAGCCAGCAUCUACGAUAGAAGAGUGUACAAGAUAGGUCUCACCGCAGUAAAACACGACCCUCUUGACCCCAGCCCUCCUGCAGAGGUCAUAGAUGGCCCCGCGCGUUGCAUACAAGCUCUGCGCCGGCAGGUUUAUGGAGCCAACCACUGUGCCGCCCAUCCAGUCAUCGCGGCGCACGUCGACGAGCAGCAUGUCGCCCUCCCCCGAAGCAGCACCGUUCUUGUCCCCUAGCAGUUUCAACAGCUCGUCUGCGGGUAGCGUCGGGCAACGUGCCUUGGGCGCCGGAAACGCUGCCCACCAUGGCUCGGCCUUUGGUGGCUGCUGUGGCUCUGCCAUUGCUGUGUUGUAAGGCGAUGUUGGCUUAGAAAUAGUUACGGCCGGAGAAGUAGGUAUAUGCUGAUGUUCCUGGUCGGAGAUGUUGCUCCUCACAGGAUAAACUAAAGAAGAAGAAAAAAAAAA
This is a messenger RNA of Pyricularia grisea, 1471 nucleotides long. RefSeq lists its product as uncharacterized. NCBI's taxonomy places the organism in Eukaryota, Fungi, Ascomycota, Sordariomycetes, Magnaporthales, Pyriculariaceae. Bases 129 to 395 code for a protein of 88 amino acids. Gene Ontology annotation, molecular function: RNA binding. The transcript is spliced from 3 exons. Gene Ontology annotation, cellular component: spliceosomal tri-snRNP complex; precatalytic spliceosome; U2-type prespliceosome. Gene Ontology annotation, biological process: mRNA splicing, via spliceosome; spliceosomal snRNP assembly. The record is from RefSeq and is a predicted model, not a curated record.